Molecule: messenger RNA, 6056 nt
Organism: Pelmatolapia mariae (spotted tilapia)
Lineage: Eukaryota; Metazoa; Chordata; Actinopteri; Cichliformes; Cichlidae
Gene: slc39a10
Product: solute carrier family 39 member 10
Exons: 12
Coding region: 633-3290 (885 amino acids)
Biological process (GO): intracellular monoatomic cation homeostasis; zinc ion import across plasma membrane
Cellular component (GO): plasma membrane
Molecular function (GO): zinc ion transmembrane transporter activity; monoatomic cation:bicarbonate symporter activity
Source: RefSeq, a predicted model, not a curated record
AUUCUAUCAUCUCAAUAAACACAUUUCUAGUACGUCUUUUGGCAACUAUAGGAGAGUCACUCCCUGCAGGUAUUUGGGUUUAAGCCAUUUUCAGCUUGGCUUUCCUUUUCAGACCCAGAAGAUAUGUCCAUGAAGUCUGAUUUUUCCAUCCAUCCUUCCAUUGUUUACCACUUAUCUGAGUGAUAGAGGCAAUUUGCAGCAGCAGCAGUCCAAGCAGAGAAGCCUAGACUUCCCUCAUCCUGGCUGCCUCUUCUAGCCCAUCCGCCUAGAUGGCGGGCCAUCUGGAAGAGGUGGACAAUCUCAACUGGCUCCUUUCCAGGUGGAGGACCAGCAGAUCUAGCAACCCUGACCAGCAAACCUUAGAAGGAAACUAAUUUCUGCAGCUUGUAUCCGAGACCUCAUUCUCCCAGAGUUCAUGAUCAUGGGUGAGGGUACAAACCCAGAUUUACCGACCCCGAGAUACUUGGGGCAUCAACUUGUCCCAGACUAUGAUUGGACACUCCACUCUUUUCUUUCAUUACCGCUGCUUCACACUGGGCCAUGAACCAUUUCAGUGCAAGCUGAAGGUCAACAGCUGAUGAAGCCAGCAGGACCAGGAAAUCCUUAGGUCAUCAAAGUGGAGACCCCCCACCAUGGUGCAAGUUUCAGAAGAGUUGUUACACCCCCAUUUAAUUACACCAAGACUGGGGGCCAAGCAGACAAAGAAGUGUUCGGUGACGAGAAUUGAGGGGACAAUGCGAGUCCACAUGCACACCAAGUUCUGUUUCCUGUGUGUGCUCACGUUCCUCUUCCAUCAGUGCAGCCACUGCCAUGAAGGAGGACACCACCAUCAGCACGAUGGGCAUCACCACAAUGAUCAUGACAGCGCUCACAGCGACCUGCAGAUUUCUGAGGCUCCAUACGUGAGAGGGGUCACAGAGUCCCCAGGGUCCAAGAGUGGGCACGCUGGGGAUGCUCUUGAGGAGGAACAGCGCUUCUACAUCCAGCAGCUUUUCAGGCGCUAUGGCCAGGAAAACCGGUUAGAUUUCAAGGGCUUUCAGAGUCUGUUGUUUAGCUUGGGAUUGGGAGAAGUGAAGGUUGUAGGUUUGGAUCAUGAGGAUCUGGGCCAUGACCAUGUAGCCCACCUCGAGGUGUUGGAUAUGCUGCACGGACAUUCAUCCACUAACGCUGGCCACAGCCAUGGCCACGGCCACGGCCAGGGCCACCGGCACACUCACACCACACAGAUGCGUCCACACCAAAAACAAGACUCUCAGCAUCCACACACAGAUGGAGCUCCCACUCGGUGCAGCCAAACCACUGCUGGUGGACCCACAGAGCAUGAACAUGAUCACGAUCAUGACCAUGAACAUGAUCACGACCAUGACCAUGAACAUGAUCACAAUCACGAUCACAAUCACACUAAGGUAGAGGAGAAUGACCAUCAACAUGACACACACGACUUUGACGACCACAACAAUCACAAUCACACACAUGAUGAAGAGCACAAAAACCAGCAGGUUAACCACAGGGACCUGUCUUCUCAGCCUCACCCUGAUCACGACCACAGCAAUCACAGUGAUCAUGAACACGACUACAAUCAUAUUCAUGAAGUGCACACAGACAUAGGCGGCGCUCACCUCGACCAGGAAAAGCUGGAGCCAUCUCAGGUGCCCCAGAGGCUGCAGCCCACCCCGACAGAAAACCGACCCAAGAAAUCCCGGAAACCGGGAAGAGUCAGAGGACAGCGAGGGCGAGACAAAACCACAUCUUCUCACACACCUGCAUCUGAUGACCACGACCAUGACCAUGACAACACUCAUGACCAUAACCACACACAUGGUCACAGCCACUCUCAUAAAGAUAAGAGAGAGGCACCGGGGGCACUUCCCGUGCCCACUCUGCCGGUCUCCAUGCCAGCUGGUCAUCCAGGUGGAUUAACCCAUCAGCAUGAGGAGUGUUUGAACCUCACUCAGCUCCUCACCUACUACGGCCUCAAUCCCGACUCGCUCAUCUCCCCUCGCCAGUUCGCGUAUCUGUGUCCCGCCUUGCUCUACCAAAUAGACAGGCGGGUCUGCAUCCUCCAUUACGAGCAGAUGGAUGUGGAGCAGGAAGCCUUUGAGCCUGCCAGUUCUGUGUGGGUCUGGAUUUGGGGAUUUGUGUCCAUCACCAUCAUCAGCCUGCUGUCUCUGCUGGGGGUCGUACUCGUGCCCAUCCUCAAGCAAUCGUGCUUUAAGUUCCUGCUCACCUUUCUGGUAGCGUUGGCAGUGGGCACGCUCAGUGGUGACGCUCUCCUUCACCUGCUGCCUCACUCUCAAGGGCAGCACGAUCACAGCAAACAUGGGGCCGACCAGGAAGAAGAUAUGGCAACAGCUUUUGAUGGAGUGUGGAAGGGGCUUACAGCCUUGGCUGGCAUCUACCUCCUCUUCAUCAUCGAACACUGUAUUGGCAUGUUUAAGCACUACAAAGACCAGAGGGGCAUGAAGAAGGUGAAUGAGGAGGGCAAGAUCGGCAGGAAGUUGUCAGAUCACAAGUUAAAUCGGCGCUCGGAUGCAGAGUGGCUCCACCUUAAGCCGCUCAAUGAAGACCCUGACAGCACAGCCGUCUCCUGCGACAACAGCCACAAUGACACGCAGCUCACCGAGCUCCAGACGCCCGACUCUCCCACCAACAAGACGCCGCUGGCACCCGCAAACCUCCGUCAGUCCCCCACCAAGGAGAAUGGACGUAAAACCAAGAAGCACGGGCACUCGCACGGACACGGUCACUCUCAUGGAGGAAACUGCCACUCGGAUCAGGAGAUGAAGGACGCUGGGAUAGCCAGCAUUGCCUGGAUGGUCAUCAUGGGAGACGGCAUGCACAAUUUCAGCGACGGCCUCGCCAUAGGCGCUGCGUUCAGUGCAAACCUGACAGGUGGCAUCAGCACAUCAGUGGCUGUUUUCUGCCACGAAUUACCUCAUGAACUCGGUGACUUUGCGGUGCUGCUGAAAGCCGGGAUGUCGGUGAAGCAGGCUAUUGUCUACAAUCUGCUGUCCGCCCUCAUGGCCUACGUUGGCAUGCUGAUUGGCACCGCGGUGGGCCAGUACACGCACAAUGUCACCAACUGGAUCUUCGCCAUCACAGCUGGCAUGUUCCUUUAUGUGGCUCUGGUGGAUAUGCUGCCAGAAAUGCUUCACGGGGACAGUGAGGACCACAAGCGGUGCCAGCUGGGACACUUUAUCCUGCAGAACCUGGGCAUGCUGACUGGGUUCGCCAUCAUGCUGCUCAUCGCCAUCUUCGAAGACCGCAUUGUUUUCGAUUUUGGCUUCUAGUGGAGGACAGAGGAAGCAGAAGGAGGGGAGAGCUGGAUGUAUCAGUGUUGUUCUUGGCCUUAACUUGCUCUGUUUGCAAUGUAACGGCCCGGUCUUGCAUGCAACGUGUCUCGUUCAUGGCCUGUGCCUCCAUUCCAAACAUGCUGCGGUAGCUUAUGCAUAUCUCAUGACUCUGCUAGUGGUGUUUAUACUCUGCUCCUCCAUCACUUCUCCUCCGUCAGUUCCAAUCUGUCUGCUCCCUGUGAAACAUAAAGAGGCACAGCGACGGAGGAGCAAAGCUAUGCCCCAACCAGGAUACACCUCCUCUGUUCUGAACGUUUAAAAGAAUAAAAUAAAAAUAAUGUAGAUAGUGAGGUGGUGCAGGGUGUGUGUUCAUACAGAGAGGCAGCUGUCAUGGCUCAGCAGCUCGCCGCCUAUCCAUCAUCACCUGUUGUUAGUGUGUCCUCGUCUCUCAUCCCCUCUGUGCUGUGUCCUGUCAGCUGUGCCGCGUACAUCUGUGGUGUGUGUUUCACCUGCCAUCCAUCGUCGCCGUCUGAUGUGAUCACGUCGUGUAUCAAACGCCGUCGUGCCAAGCCCCGGCCACUGGAGCAGCUCCACAGCUGCAUCGCAGAGCGCCACAGUGCCCUUAAAGCGACGCCCGGCCCGGCCCCACCUGGCUGCUACAUGUGGAAUAAACCAUUUUAGCUGGUGUUUCUUCACCUGCAGAACACGCUGACAGUUUUAAGCUGCAGUAUCAAAACAGAAAAGUAUUCAGCUGUUUGUGUGUGGGAGAUUGUCUUAAUUACUCAGUUUUUAUUUUAUUUUUGCUGCCAUUAACUUUAGUUUUGCCCUUAGAAUUAUGUUUUACCGCCUAAUUUUUUUAAGACUACUAAACCUUUGUAGUUUGUAGUAGCCCUUUUCAGACAUGGGAUAGGUAACAAGUGACAGUAUUCUGUAAUUCAAACAUAGGUUUCUUCUUCUUCUUCAGUGCUUUGAAUAGUUAUGUUAUAAUUGAGACAAAAACUGUUUUUAGAGAUUUUUAAUGUUUUUACUGCUGCUGGUGGGAUGUAACAUGACACCACCAUCACAACGUGGCCGUUUCCCACCAGCAAGCAUCAGACCGCCAACCCAAAUGUUUCUUAGUGGGAGUAGAUGCAAAUACACGCAAAGCCAAUGUGACUAAAGUCAUCAAAAUAUGUCUGUAUGGAGCGCAUCUAAAAACUAAAUUGGGAACAUUCAGAUCCAGUAAAAGAAUGUUAUUUUUUUUAAAGCGUGUCUGAAAAGGGUUACUGACAGCUGCUGCUAACACAGCUGCCAAAGCCUUUACACACUAGCAUUUACAGUAAUCAGUGUUUUCUUUUUGUCUUCUUUGGGAACCAAAUGCUGCAAACGUCCAGCCAACUUUGUUCUGUAAGGGUCUAACUAUCUUCAGCUAAAUGAGAACGUUUCUUACUUAGGCCUCUUUGAGAGUCACCGACUUCAAAAUGUGAAUUAAAGUUAUUUUUAUCUUCAUAAGAAGUGUUGUAGUUUACUCGAUUUUUGUUUAGGGUGCCUCUUUGAGUUCCUGAAAGGUGCUUUGUCCCAUUGGACCAAACUGUGGUCUGUAGUUAUGGUAGGAGGUUCAGUUGUCUCAUCUUCACUGAUGAGACAUACAUCUGUGGAUGUACUGUAAAUACAUGAGGUCUGUCUAGCAUCAGUUGUUGUGCAGCUAAAAGUUGAAGCUAAAAAUUCUUCCUGCUAAAAGUGUUUGUUGAAGAAUGAAUUCCUGACAAUCUGUGACAGAUGACGCAAAGAGCAGCACACUCCAGUGCUUCUAAACGUCCCAGCACUUCUAGUAAUCGAUUAACCAGGUUAUCGAUCCACAGCACAAAGGUUAUUUAUUGGGAGUAUUUUUCCAACCAUGUGUAGUCACUGUGCUGGCUGUGCCCAAACUGGCCACAGCGUGGAUUUUCAGCGGCUGGUGCUUGACGCCACCCAUCAUCCCACCCACCCCGACAUUCCAUUGGCUGCUCUGUGGCUCACAUGCUAAAGCUACCAAUCCUAGCUUCAGCUGCUGGAGCACGCAGACUUCAGUUAUCCUGUCACUGUGUGACAUCCGUCGUCUGUGUCUUAACUGGCUGUAAAUCGUCGUGAGUCUCACUGAUCUGACUGAAUCAUGCAUGAAGCAUGAGUGAAGCGGUACAGACGUGUUGGGUGUUUUCAUUCUUUGUACUGCAAGAGUAAAAACGGUGAAAACUUCUUGUUCCUUUUUAAAUGAACUGUGUGAAGAUCAUGUGAUCUUCCAGGGUGGUCCAGGGUGUAGUGUGACGGUGUUACAAGCCUUUUAAAAAAAAAUAAAAAAAUUAUUACUUUGAAGCAGCCGUCUUAUCUGCACGGUUAUUCUUUGUACAAGUGUUUUAUUAUUUCAUCUUAUGUUCACAUGGAAUUUUAGUGCAAUGGGACCUGAAUGUAUUUUAAUUCAGAAUCAAAUGAAGCUUAUUAUUUCCCCCUUUUUAAAAUAUAAGUUUACAUCUAUUUGAUUGUUUUCCUCCAAUAUUGACUGUUUUUUUUUUUUCUUUUUUAAAAUAAUUUAAACCUUUACCGCCCUGUCGAGUGCUCAGUAAGACUUUGUGACACAUCGCCCAAAGUUUCCUCACUGUUUCUCAGGCAAAAAGACCAUGAUCAUAUUUGCUUUGCUCUGUGUAUAUUUGUUUAGUGACCUGGAUAUAAAAUGCAAAAUGUGAUAUCCUUGCUUUUUGCCUGUCUGUACAUUCUCCCCUACGGAAGGAAAAUAAACUCUGGAAACUU